Beta vulgaris subsp. vulgaris (sugar beet) is the source of this 4938-nucleotide messenger RNA. RefSeq lists its product as uncharacterized. NCBI's taxonomy places the organism in Eukaryota, Viridiplantae, Streptophyta, Magnoliopsida, Caryophyllales, Amaranthaceae. The record is from RefSeq and is a predicted model, not a curated record. Gene Ontology annotation, molecular function: nuclear export signal receptor activity. Bases 1559 to 4591 code for a protein of 1010 amino acids. Gene Ontology annotation, cellular component: cytoplasm; nuclear pore. The transcript has 29 exons. Gene Ontology annotation, biological process: protein export from nucleus.
CUAGAUAAUAAUUGAUCUUUUUAAGUGGCUUUACAGAGGCCAACUAACCUUCUAAGUUUGAAGUUUCGUCUUUUAAGGAAUUCUUUUUCAGUAUCUUCCUAUUUAGAGCUGUACAAGCACAUCCAAAAUGCAAAAGAAAAAUAGGUGUUCAAAGGAGCACAAAUCCUCUAAAUAGCUCUAGUUUCAAUUGAUUAAGGCUCUUAUAGCUUAUUAGGUUAUUCAUCCCAUUUUUGAUUCUUAAAGAAAGGUGUGCUGAUAAAUAUUUUGUAGCAGCCGCCGUUCCUGACGUGGUGCCAUUUGAGAAGGUGGAGUUUGGUUGAGGAUGUCUAAUGAGUACGCUCUCUAAGCUUAUGACAUUGAAUCACAAUUGUUGAGGAGGGUAGUAGUAAAUCAUGUCAGGAGGGUGAUUAGGUUACUGGUUGGUUUGGCAGUGUUACUCUGAAUUGGAAUGAUGAAGUGCAAUACAUAGCGCAUAGACUGUGAUGUGUGAUGUAACCCGUCAGGUGCUGCUUCCUUCGCAGUUAGCACUGCCACCUCGUCGCCGUCGAGGUUGAAUAUUGAUUUUUUCCGUGGUCUUUUAGGUCACAGUGUCAGUUAUCCUUUGUCAUUGUGCAUUAUGUAAUAUUGUGGAACUUCGGAUUUAGAAAAGGUGGUUUAAAAAGAAAUCUUUUGGCAUAGAAAUGGUGAAAGAUUACUGGCCUUGAACCUUUAAAGUCAACUCAAGCCUUUUUUGGGAACAGAGGCUGUAUAAUCUUCUUUCCUCGGGGUGGUCCUAGAGAGGAUAUAUUACUCUACCAGGCUUUCUGGAGGCUUGAAAGCUCACUGAAGUUUGUAGUUUCCAUCAAUGUAUUAUGUAUCUGAAAAGUUGGUUAGAGCUACAUUCCUGCCAUCAAGCUGGAUGUUCUUCCCUUCCUGUUCCUUUCCCAUUUCUGUGACAAUGCACCAUCAACCUUGAAAGGACAACCUUAUCCUUCGUACCAACAAACCAGCUGCAAUUAAGUGACUAGAAGCUUAACCUAUCAACCAGAUGACAGGGGCAGACAUUCCUGGGAUGUUGACAGCAAAAAUGAACUGAAUAUAGUGCCACACUGCAAGGGCCUUACAGAGGAAAGAGGGAAGAGAACUAAGAGAAGUUAAAGGAAAGCUGUUGAUGGAAAAUACAGAUUCAACACCAUAGCGGAACAGAUGGCCCCUCUGUGGCAUAAACAACCUUGAAGGAAAUCCCGAUUUUCCCGAUUUUCCUAGUGAAAAUUACGCAGACAUGAGAAAAUUGGUGUGUAUUUGUCUGAAACAGAAAACACCAUGACUUAAAUUUCCCAGCAGCAGAAGAAGCUGACACUACGAAACAGGCAAAUCUGAAGAACAAAUUAGGCUUGUACUAAAAAGGUUUGGCAGCAUGAACUGAGGAUGUGGAUUGUUUAAUUUUGGAAAGCUCGUGAGAGAAGAAUAGGGCAAACGGCUUGUUAUGUAAUUAUGAAGGUUAGAAUUUGCGGCUUCUGAGAAGGAGGGAUUUCUGUUUCAGAUAAAGCAAGCAAUUAAUGGCUGUCAUGGUGUGGACAUGCAAUUCACUGGUAUAAAUUUCCUUGAAUCACUGGUAUCUGAAUUUUCUCCAUCCACUUCAACCGCCAUGGGCCUUCCUAGAGAGUUCCAUGAGCAGUGCAGGAUGUCCCUGGAGGUCGGCAACCUGAAGACAUUCUACAGUUGGGCCCAGGAAGCUGCUGUAGCUGUUACAGAUAGAAUAGUGGAAUCUGAUUCUGAGGUCCCUGAAGUUAAAGUUUGCACUGCUGCGAUACGCCUAAUGCUUCAAAUUUUGAACUGGGAUUUCCGUUACAGUUCUAGUGAAAAUGCUAAAACAAAUGUAGAUGUUUUUUCUGCGAAAGCUAGACUCGAUCCUGUCUAUUCUAGGAGAUCUGAAUGUAUUCUAGUGCAGCCUGGUCCUUCAUGGCAGAAGAUAUUGCUUUCAAGCGGGCAUGUUAGCUGGGUCUUGAAUCUUUAUGGAUCGUUGAGGCAUAAGUUCUCACUCGGGGGAUACUGGCUUGAUUGUCCAAUUGCGGUUUCUGCUAGAAAGCUUAUUGUGCAGUUUUGUUCCUUAACUGGAAAUAUAUUUUCAACAGAUAAUAAUCAAAUGCGAGAACACCACCUUGUACUAUUACUAUCUGGAAUCAUACAAUGGGUUCAUCCCCCGGAUGCUGUAUCGAGGGCAAUCGAAUGUGGGAAAAGUGAAAGUGAGUUGCUUGAUGGUUGCCGAGCAUUAUUGGCUUUAGCAACUGUAACUUCACCGAGUGUGUUUGAUCAACUCUUGAAAACCAUAUGCCCCUUCGGAACAAUAACCUUGUUAUCUAGCUUGAUGAGUGAAGUCAUUAAGGUACUUAUGGUGACUGAUACUGAUGAGGAGACAUGGAGUUGGGUAGCACGCGAUAUCUUGUUAGAUACAUGGACAUCUCUUCUUGCGCCUUCUGAGAGUGGUGGGAAUCGAUCGCUUCCAUUAGAAGGAAUAAGUGCUGCUGCUUCUCUGUUCUCAUUGAUCUUGGAAUCUGAACUAAAGACUGCCUCUGCAACAGCAUUUAAUGAUGAUGAUAGCAACGACUACCUUCAUGCUUCAAUUUUUGGCAUGGAUGAAAGGCUGAACUCUUAUGGUCUUAUUGCAAGGGCAUCAAUAGAGUAUUCAGUGCCAUUUCUUACAAAAGUCUUCUUGGAACGCUUUGCAAAACUUCACCAGGCUAGAGGCAGAUCUGAUCCAACUGCAAUAUUGGAAGAGAUAUACUCACUUUUACUAAUAACUGGACAUGUUCUUGCCGACGAGGGAGAAGGGGAGUUGCCUCUGGUUCCAGAGACUAUACAAAUGCACUUCUUGGAUAGCAGAGAAGGUGACAAGCAUCCCGUAGUAGUACUUUCCAGUUCCAUAUUACACUUCGCUGAGCAGAGUGUUGAUCCAGAAAUUAGAGUAUCCACUUUCAGUCCUCGUCUUAUGGAGGCAGUUAUCUGGUUCCUUGCUCGAUGGUCUCGCACAUAUCUAAUGGCAUCUGAAGCUAGUGGCAAUGGUGAUGGUGGUUAUCUUCCGGAGCAGCUUCAGCAUUCCAAAAAGGUGUUACUUGACUUUUUUGGGGAACUGAAUAAAGGAAAAUCCGUCCUUGAUCUUAUUGUCCGCAUAUCCAUAACAGCGUUGAUUUCAUAUCCUGGGGAAAAAGAUUUGCAGGAGCUUACAUGUCGCCAUCUAUUUCAUGGAUUAGUUGGACGUCGGGAGAUCAGUGCCCACCUUGUUUCUUUGGAUGCAUGGCGUGAUUUGGCAACAUCUUUUGCUAAUGAACAAACUUUGUUCUCACUGAGUGCUCCUCAUCAACGGUCCCUGGCACGGAGUCUUGUUCUUUCAGCAUCUGGAUUGACAAAUCCUGAGACAUCAAAUCAGUAUGUGAGGGAUCUCAUGAAUCAUAUGACAGUUUAUCUUCUAAAUUUGUCGGGCAAAAGUGAUCUGAAGAAUGUCUCUCAGCAGCCAGAGACUAUCAUGGUGGUGAGUUGCUUACUGGAGCGUCUACGUGGAGCUGCUAGUGCCUCAGAACCACGGACACAACGAGCGAUUUAUGAGAUUGGACUUUCUGUAAUGAACCCUAUCCUAACAUUUCUUGAAGUCUACAAAAAUGAGCCUGCAGUUGUCUAUUUGCUGCUCAAAUUUGUUGUCCAGUGGGUAGAAGGCCAAAUUAGUUAUCUGGAGGCUCAAGAAACUGCAACUCUCAUCAACUUCUCUAUGCGUUUGCUUCAGAUAUACUCUUCCCAUAACAUUGGCAAGAUUUCUAUAAGUCAAUCCAGCACCUUAGAUAAUGAAGCAAAAACUGAGAAAUACAAGGAUCUGCGUGCUUUGAUUCAACUUCUUGCAAACCUCUGCUCAAAAGAUCUGAUUGAUUUCUCAACUGGGCCUGUGGAGUCAUCGGGUACGAACAUCGGUCAGGUUGUGUAUGUUGGUCUCCACAUAAUUACACCAUUGAUAUCCAUCGAUCUUUUGAAAUAUCCUAAACUCUGUCAUGAGUACUUCUCGUUGAUAUCACAUAUGUUGGAGGUUUACCCAGAGAUGGUUGGCCAACUAAAUGCAGAAGCUUUCGCACAUAUAAUUGGAACCCUUGACUAUGGCCUGCGUCAUCAGGAUUCAGAAGUCGUUGACAAAUGCCUGAGAGCUCUGAAAGCACUUGGCUCAUAUCAUCAUAAGGAAACUAUCACUGGAAAUGUAGGUUUAGGCUCACAAGCUAGUGGUGUCAAGGAUUCAAUGGGGAAUGUUCUGGAAGGGAUUUUAAGUCGCUUCCUUCCUUCCUUGCUGCAGUUACUUCUGUUUGAGGAUUACAGCACUGACUUGGUGAGUGCAGCGGCAGAUGCUCUGUUUCCUUUAAUUCUUUGUGAGCAAGGUCUAUAUCAGCGUUUGUGCAAUGAACUGAUCGAGAAACAAACUAAUCCAGCAUUCAAGACGAGACUAGCAAAUGCAUUACAUGCUCUUACGAGCGCAAACCAGAUUUCUUCCACUCUGGAUCGUAUUAAUUACCAAAGGUUCAGGAAGAAUCUUCUAAAUUUUCUGAUCGAAGUUCGUGGGUUUCUGCAAAUGGUAUGAUGUAAAAUUUCCAGGAAGCACAACGUUUCUUCUCUAAUUUGGGUGCCAAGGUUCAGGAGUUAGUACGAACCAUUAUUAUAUGGUGCAAGAGUACAUAUUUUAUCCAGAAACUUCAACAGCUGCUGCAGUUUAUAAAUUGGUAAUUUUCACCCGUAAACCAUAGUAUUGGUUUGAUAUAUGAAGCUUCAGAAAUACUUUCCAUUGGGAAUUUUUGUGAAGGCCCUUAUUCCUUUUCGACUAGGGUAGGGGAUAGAGUAGUCGAUAUCCUCGAUUUUUAUGUAAAUAUGUCUACUGAAGACUCGUAGCUUUGUGUCUUGUUGUAUGUGAAAUUAUAGCUAGUGCAAUCA